AUGAAGCAGCUAUGUACGUUGAGAGUGAUUGCUAGACCCUCUGCUUCAUGUGAAGUGGGGUUUGGUAAUUUUGCUAGCUUCUGGUUUGAUGAUUGGACGGAUCUAUGCCCUUUGUUUCACUUGACGGAGGAAAGAGGGCCAGCAGUCUCAGGUCUGCACAAGGAAGCGACAGUGGCAGAGGUUUUAGUGAAUGGAGAGUGGUGGUUGAGUGCUUCUCGUAGUAGGAAUGCUAUAACCACUUUGCUGAAGCAAUGUCUGCCAUCGCCAGUUCCGACUGUGCUGUCAUCGUCGGAUGAUAAGUACCUAUGGAGAACAGGAAAUGAUUCCCCUUCAACUAUCUUCUCUACCGCCAAGACGUGGUCCUCUUGUCACCCUCCAUCUCCUCCGGUUAAUUGGCAUUCUCAAGUCUGA
Messenger RNA from Brassica oleracea var. oleracea, 411 nucleotides. RefSeq lists its product as uncharacterized. The record is from RefSeq and is a predicted model, not a curated record. Lineage: Eukaryota; Viridiplantae; Streptophyta; Magnoliopsida; Brassicales; Brassicaceae. The transcript has a single exon. Bases 1 to 411 code for a protein of 136 amino acids.